This is a messenger RNA of Biomphalaria glabrata, 1545 nucleotides long. RefSeq lists its product as uncharacterized. Lineage: Eukaryota; Metazoa; Mollusca; Gastropoda; Planorbidae. The transcript has 5 exons. The coding region runs from base 477 to 1190 and encodes 237 amino acids. The record is from RefSeq and is a predicted model, not a curated record.
GAGACUAGACGUCUGUAUUAAACAGUUAUAUUUCUACAUACACCUGCUGAUUUAUUUUAUUAUGGAGUGUUGUUUUGAUCUGUGGCCACGAACUCACACGUAAUACUUCGCGUACAUCAAAACACAAUCUAUCUACUGAUCAGUACAAAUUGUACUAUAUUAAACCUUUCUACGGUGAUAUUUUUAAAAGACUUGAUAUGGAGACUGCGGUCUUUUGGGGAAAUACCGAAAAUAUAAUAUAAAGGUUUGAUAGAAAGCUUGCGGUUUUUCACGAAUAACGGCCCAAGGUUGCGAUUCUGUCAAAAACCGUUCUUAGUGAGCAUCUAGGAGUUUCAAGAAUAAUGUAUGUCCUAGACAGUAUUGCUUUCACUGCACAAGUAACAAGAGUCAGCCUUAAUCCCAAACACGGGCUUAGAGGGUUAUGUUGCUUUUGCAAAAAGAAAUAGUGCCUGAAACGAGGUACCAGAAGGACCAUUAUGAUAACAGCAAGUCAUUCAGUAAACUAUGAUUCCUUUACAGGAUACAUAAAGAAUUCAAGUAACCAGACCAUGAACAAAAGAGGGCGACUCAAAUACCUGACAACAAAAUGUGAGAUUGAUUUACAAAAACAUGAAAGGCAAUGUCCUAAAAACCCUGGCCACACACAGUUUAUACCUGCUUAUACCUUUUGCUUAGAAAAUCUACCAGAAGAUUACAGAGAUGUUGAUUUGUAUGAAUACAUCAAAUCUGCAGCUUACCUGACUGUUAGAAUAGGAGCCCCUGUGACAACGAAUAAACCUAUACAUUGUCUAAACAGCGAGGUUUCUUAUGAGCUCUUCACAGAAGAAAAUCUGGAUUAUUUGACAGGAAGUGGAAUGAUCGUUGGGAUUGAGAAGCAGACUUGUAGAUCAUGCCCUUGCAAAAAAUGUAGUUCUUCAAAGCAACCAAGUCCAAAUUGGUGGAGGCUAUACGUGCUUACAGCAGCCCAUGUUAUCUGUGACGAGAACGCAGCAAGCUACACAACCUUAAGGUUGUUUUUCGAUCAACCAAUUAGUCCAAAAGAAAUUCUAAAUGAUGUGCAAGUUUAUAGAAAAGACUUGCAUUACGACUUGUGUGAACUGUGCUGUUUGACAUGUGACUCUCGGCUAGCCAAUAAUCUUGAAGGGAUGAUCACAAAAUAUAAAAAAUAUGCAAAUGAGAUUCUACGAUAAAGACUUGAAACACUUUUGUUUCAUAGUCUCUCACCCUCACGGAUAUUCAAAACAAAUUAGCAUUGGCUCGUGGGAGCAGACACACAGGCUGGGGAAAUACGAUCACCAGUAUAUCUACAAUACGUGCACCUGCCCUGGAAGUAGUGGCGCCGUUGUCCAUUGUGUGGGCCACAACUGGAGGUGGAAUGUCCAUUGCGGUGUACUCAAUUCAGGACGAAACAUUAGCAGCAUUGGCCCUGUCCUAGAGCCAUAAACAUGCAGAGUGAUGAUCUAUAUUCUUUUUAAUUAAAGUUGAAUGCUUUUAUCUUUCAUUACGUGCACUAUUAUUACUGUCAUUAAAAUAAUGUACACUUCA